Stereum hirsutum FP-91666 SS1 is the source of this 1230-nucleotide messenger RNA. RefSeq lists its product as uncharacterized. Lineage: Eukaryota; Fungi; Basidiomycota; Agaricomycetes; Russulales; Stereaceae. The record is from RefSeq and is a predicted model, not a curated record. Bases 1 to 1230 code for a protein of 409 amino acids. The transcript has 5 exons.
AUGCAACCAUUGCAUUUCCACAGAGAUUGUUCAUGUGCCCACGCGAAACUUUGCCCGGUGCCACCGCUAACCUCGCAAGCCGCCUGCUCCUCAGGCCUCUCCUUCUUCAAUGCCCCCCCUACACACUCACACACGACCGUCAUAUACAGCUCCAACCUCUCCACUACAUUCGAACUCGUCGGUGGAUCCUUCUCACUCACGCGCGGGAGUAAUACUGCCCUGCCGGAGGAUUUGUAUAAUAGCAUGGCCCAGACUUCGCGAAGAGGGCGAGGGUGGGGUAUCUACGGCAUUGGCUACGGCAUCGGCAUCGACAACAACUGCACAAUCUCCGAAAUAGUGAGCGCUAUCGGCGCCGACCUCAUCUCGUCCGUGCGCAACCAUGCAUCUGGAGAGGGAGUUGGCGGCGAUGUUGGCGGGGGGGUUGGAGGAGGGGUGACAGUUGCCGGGGUGGUGAGGUUUCCGAGCGGGAGUGAAUGGGUGAGGGUUGUGUUGGAGAUGGUGACGAGGGCGCGGAUUCCAACUGUGGGCGACAUUCACCCAUUGCGAGCGCAGCGACGGAAAACCUCCCGUGGCACAUUUAUGUCUCCUUCCCAGAAAUACCUAGGCCGAAGUAUCGCACUCCGGGGACGUUUGGGCUUCCGUUUCCGAAGUGUGCAUCCAAAUCCGGAUCUUGCUGCGAAGGCGGUUGAGGUGGAGGAGAGGGAGGGUGCGGAUGGUGCUGGCGGUGUUGGUGGCCGGAAGAGGAGCGGGAGAAGGAAGGGAGACCAUGCCAGUUGCGACGGAUUGGGGAGGAGCACGGCGUGGGAGCAGGAAUGGGCCGUCGCAGGACGCGUUGGACAUGCAGGCGAAGCUGUUCGACGUGAUUCGCAAGUCGACAGAAAGAUGGCAUUCGUCUUUCCUUUCCCCCAGGAGUUCGAGGUGACGAUGAGUGCGAGUGCUGACUUCAACCACGACUUCGUCGACCUCCACUUAUACGCUCAGCGCUGCACCCAAUACCGUCUCGCCCUCCAAAUCCUCCACUCCCAACCCCAACUCCAUCCCGUCCUCCUCCACUGCCAACGUCACCACCACCACCCUCACCCCCAUCACCACUCCCACCUCAACCUCCGCCACGCCCACGAUCACCUGACUAGCCUACACCUACGCCACGAAACCACCUCGAUACGCGCACUGGGAGAUAACAAGGCAGGCGCCGUCAAGGACGAAGAAGGAUCAGAAGCGGGAGUCUGA